Molecule: messenger RNA, 356 nt
Organism: Periconia digitata
Lineage: Eukaryota; Fungi; Ascomycota; Dothideomycetes; Pleosporales; Periconiaceae
Source: the annotation of a GenBank genome assembly
CUUGAGUGCCUGGGCAAAAACCACGUGAUUAGACUAUUUACAUGCACAUGCCCCAUAUCGAACAGCAUUGCAAACCCAUGUUGGCGUGCUUCUAUAAUCGAAUUCGUUUUGUCAUGACAUAAAGUGCUGUCUAAAAUAAACUCCUCUAAAGACCCAAUGCAGCCAUGAUACGAACACGCACAAUCCAGAUGUCGAGUCUGCUCACGCUCUCGAGCGGGCAGGACACUGAAGCUGGUCGCGAAGGGGCUGCUAGCCUCCGGCAUAUGCGCGCAAUUACCUGCAUCCAAACAGCGCUUUUUGGUCCCUAUCAGGACCCUCCCCCUGGAGCAUGCAUGCAAUUUACGGACUCUGGUUGA